Molecule: messenger RNA, 1384 nt
Organism: Vitis riparia (riverbank grape)
Lineage: Eukaryota; Viridiplantae; Streptophyta; Magnoliopsida; Vitales; Vitaceae
Exons: 3
Coding region: 62-1219 (385 amino acids)
Source: RefSeq, a predicted model, not a curated record
GUUUUGUGAGCCACCUCUCUCUUUUCCUUUCAUUUUCUUCCACUGAGUCUAGUAUAAAUUCAUGCUCUUAGCUACUCUGUUUUUGUUAUCUGAACUGAACCCACCUGCAAAAACCAUGGCUCUGUUUCUCUCACUCUGCCUUGUGUUCUUCUCUAUCGUCUGCAGCUCUGCUUCUGCAACUCUUCCUCCAUAUCUUGAUGGGCUUCUUCCAAAUGGGGACUUUGAGAAAGGGCCCAAGGCGUCAAAUCUGAAGAAGACAGUGAUAAAAGGGAAGCACUCACUCCCGGACUGGGAGAUCAAGGGCUUGGUGGAGUAUGUUUCAGGUGGGCCGCAGCCAGGUGGGUUCUUCCUGGCUGUUCCUCGUGGGGUACAUGCAGUGAAGCUUGGGAAUGAGGCUUCGAUCUCUCAGAAUGUUCGAGUGAGGCCUGGCUUCAUCUACUCGCUCACCUUUGGGGCCACUAGGACUUGUGCCCAAGACGAGGUGUUGAGGGUGUCCAUCCCUGGUCAAUCGGCAGAUCUCCCUAUCCAGACUCUGUAUAGUACUGAUGGUGGAGACACCUAUGCUUGGGCUUUCAAUGCCACCACAGAAGUUGUCAAUGUCACAUUCCACAACCCUGGGAUUCAAGAGGAUCGCACCUGUGGACCCCUGUUGGAUGCUAUUGCAAUUAAGCAGAUGCCACCUCUCAAGCUUACCAGAGGUAGUCUAGCUAAAAAUGGAGGAUAUGAAACUGGCCCACACGUGUUCAAGAACUUCUCGACUGGGGUCCUCCUCCUUCCCAAGCAACAAGACCUGAUCUCACCACUCCCUGGAUGGAUCAUUGAGUCCCUCAAACCAGUGAAAUACAUAGAUUCAAAGCACUUCUCAGUCCCCUCAGGACUUGCUGCAAUUGAGCUGAUUGGAGGGAGAGAAAGUGCCAUUGCCCAGAUCAUAAGGACAGUGCCCAACAAAUCCUACAACCUCACAUUUAACAUUGGAGAUGCCAAGAAUGGCUGCCAUGGAUCCAUGACGGUCGAGGCUUUUGCAGCUAAGGAAACUGUCAAAGUCCCCCAUGCGUCUCAAGGCAAGGGUGAGUUCAAGGCUGCAAGUCUCAAAUUCAAAGCACUUUCAGCUAGAACAAGGAUAACAUUCUACAGUGCCUAUUACCAUACCAAGCUUCACGACUUUGGUCAUAUGUGUGGCCCUGUUUUGGAUGAUGUUAGGGUCUAUCCCGUCUCUUAAAUUAAUGUAAUUUGUCCUUUUGAAUCGACUAGAUUUUGCAGUGGUUCAAAGUUCAAACUUAAGUGUUUUGUAACGAUAAUAUGAUAUGGGUGUUUUUUACCUUUUCCAAAAGUAAAGGUUAUCAUGUGAUUAAUGCUUUUGAUUAAAUAAAAUAAUAUUCUGUUA